Molecule: messenger RNA, 1098 nt
Organism: Fusarium pseudograminearum CS3096
Lineage: Eukaryota; Fungi; Ascomycota; Sordariomycetes; Hypocreales; Nectriaceae
Exons: 2
Coding region: 1-1098 (365 amino acids)
Biological process (GO): mitochondrial proton-transporting ATP synthase complex assembly
Cellular component (GO): mitochondrion
Source: RefSeq, a predicted model, not a curated record
AUGAAUUCUGUAACACGAUUACCGCUGCGCAUUGCGCCUCGAGUCGUCCAGCGCUCAUCGUUCAUUCGUCCCAUUCACUCGACCGUUGUCAAGGCCGCCAAUGUCGCUCCGGUUGUCGGCACGGGCCCUCCUCCAGAGCCUCCAGUUCAAGCCCAAGAUGUCCACCAGCGAGUCGCCAGGAGGAGAAGGCAAGCCGAGAUGCUCAAGAACGCCAAGGAGCUUCGAAGUGCUAGCGGUGGAAAGGCUGGUGGUGCUCUGAAGAAGCGAUUCUGGAAGGAUGUUACUGUUCAGGAAGUGGAUGGCGCUCUGCAAGUCUUCCUCGAUACUCGACCUUUGAGACACCCCUCUACCAAAGCGAUUGUUCGAAUCCCGAUUACAAAGCCCGACCUUGCCUCCGCCCUCGCUCUCGAAUGGGACCUCUUGACUUCGGCUCAAGAUGCUACCAGACAUCACUUGAUCCCACUUACAAGUCUUACCUGCCGAGCUAUCGAUAUCGCCGAGGCUGACAACGCCCCCGGAUCUGACAUUUCAGAGAUUCGAAGCUCAAUUGCUACUGUGCUGCUACGAUACCUCGACACCGACUCGAUCCUCUGCUGGAACCCUCCCGCUGGAGAGUAUGACCUCAAGAACGAGGCUGGGGAAUCACUACGAGAAGUGCAGAAGCGAACAGCUGACGAUAUUGUGUCUUUCCUGACAACUCAUGUCUGGCCAGGCAUCACCAUCCAGCCCGUUCUGGAUGGACACUCACUUUUACCUCGGUCACAAGCCCCCGGAGUCCGUGAAAUUAUUCAAGGUUGGAUUGUCGGCCUCGACGCUUUCGAGAUUGCUGGACUUGAGCGGGCUGCAUUGGCUGGCAAGAGUCUAAUUGCUGCCGCGAGGUUCGUUGCAGAGUGGAGCGAAGGCUCAGUGGGCAAGGGCAAUUUGAACACUGGCAAGAAGUUUGGCGUCGAGGAAGCUGCUGUUGCUACCAGUCUUGAGGUUAAUUGGCAGACCAUGCAGUGGGGAGAGGUUGAGGAUACUCAUGACGUUGGCAAGGAGGAUGUGAGAAGACAAUUGGGCAGUGUUGUCCUGUUGGUCUCUGGAACAAGCAAGGCUUGA